Molecule: messenger RNA, 930 nt
Organism: Nicotiana attenuata
Lineage: Eukaryota; Viridiplantae; Streptophyta; Magnoliopsida; Solanales; Solanaceae
Exons: 4
Coding region: 1-930 (309 amino acids)
Biological process (GO): telomere maintenance; DNA repair
Molecular function (GO): DNA helicase activity
Source: RefSeq, a predicted model, not a curated record
AUGUUAAAAAGGUUAAAGGAAGAGGGUGGUAGAACAGCUCAUUCGAGAUUUGCAAUUCCUCUCAAUCCAACUGAAGAUUCAACAUGCUAUAUAAAGCAAGGUAGUCCUCUAGCAAAUUUGAUUAUAAAGGCAAAGUUGAUUAUUUGGGAUGAGGCACCGAUGAUGCAUAAAUAUUAUUUUGAAGCUCUUGAUCAAACUCUUAGAGAUAUUCUUAGAUUUAAAGACACAUCCAGUGUUGAUAAACCUUUUAGAGGUAAAAUAGUUGUUCUUUGUGGUGACUUUAGACAAAUUUUGCUUGUUAUUGCAAAAGGAUCUAGGCAAGAUAUUGUUAACGCUACUCUUAAUUCUUCUUAUUUGUGGACCCACUGUGAAGUCUUAAAUCUAACAAUGAAUAUGAGGAUUGGGAGUUCCAUUGAUGGCAUUGAGAAGGUCCAAAUCCCUGAUGAUCUUCUCAUAAGUAAUUGUAAUGAUCCAACAUCGGCAAUUGUUGAAAGUACAUAUCCAGAUUUCUUUAGCCAUUCCAGUGACAUAGAUUACUUCCAACAAAGAGCAAUUCUUGCUCCGACUCUUGAUAUGGUUGGCGUUCCUGUGAUGUUACUGAGAAAUAUAGACCAGUCAUCAGAAUUGUGUAAUGGCACGAGGUUGAUCAUCACAAGACUUGGAGAUCGAAUUAUUGAAGCCAAGGUUUUAUCUGGUAAUUUGGCUGGACAAAAAGUUUUUAUCCCGAGAAUAACAUUGACACCGUCAGAUGCAAGAAUACCUUUUAAGUUCCAGGAAAGACAUUCUCCAAUUGUUGUAUCUUUUGCCAUGACAAUUAAUAAAAGUCAAGGCCAUUCAUUGUCUCACGUGGGGCUAUUUUUGAAGAAGCCAGUAUUUACUCAUGGACAACUGUAUGUUGCUCUUUCACGCGUGACAAGUAGAAAUGGUUGA